Messenger RNA from Trichogramma pretiosum, 5691 nucleotides. It is a transcript of the gene Pcl, whose product is annotated as polycomb protein Pcl. Gene Ontology annotation, biological process: regulation of DNA-templated transcription; chromatin organization. Lineage: Eukaryota; Metazoa; Arthropoda; Insecta; Hymenoptera; Trichogrammatidae. The coding region runs from base 874 to 3540 and encodes 888 amino acids. Gene Ontology annotation, cellular component: nucleus. The record is from RefSeq and is a predicted model, not a curated record. The transcript is spliced from 11 exons. Gene Ontology annotation, molecular function: DNA binding; chromatin binding.
AGCUGCCAAGACUGCCAGGCAGCAGCAGCAGCAGCAGCAGCAGCUAAGCGUUGCGGAACGAGCUUUACGCAGCAGCAGCCCAGGCGCAGCUCCGUCUUGUAUAUCGCGCACGAGCGUGCAGCCUCGCUCCGCAGUCCGCACUCGGCCUGCCUCGAUAUUUUAAUAGCUAUAUGUAUCGUGCAGCGAUACACGCGCGCUGUAUACCUACGUCGUGUAUGUGUGCCUGCUUACGUGCUGGUAAAAUAGCAGUGGCGACAACAGCGGCGGCCAAAGCGCCUCGAAUAUACACACAGGUUUUAGAUGCCUCCGAAGAUGGCGGACGGGGCUGGCGGCCGACCUGCGGUUGAGGGCUGCUAAUCCUACACCUACAGUCGCAACUCCGCGUAGCUAUUCUACGUGAACUCGCUGCGGCCGAGCUCCGAGCUCAUCGACCUCGACUACCCGGGGCGGCCGGCUCACGCGCAACGCUGUCAUGAAUCUCUGUAGAGUGUAGUGCUGCUCUGCUGCUCCUGCUACUGACGUUCUCAGCCGUCAAUGCCAUCUCGGCCAGCUGCAGUAGCAUAGUCGCGCUCGUCCAUAGGUAUCUAGCCAACGCAGCAACAUUUAUAUUCUCCUGCUGUUAACAACGAGACUUUUUCUUCCGUUGCUCCUGCUGCGGUAAUCAGUGUGCGUGCUUGUGUGUGCUUCAGCAUUUGACAAUAGUAUAACUACGUUUCGUCUUAUCGUUUCGUUAUGUAUGCCUAAAUAAUAUGAGCAACUCAAUGAAUCGAGUCCUCUUCGUCACAGUCGAACCAAUUGAUGCGCGAUUCAGCGUCGUUUUUCAACAUUAAUAGUGUUGAGCAGCCCUUCGUCUGGAUUUCUCUACGGCUUUGAAUGGCACCUGCUGCUGACUCCAUUCUUUAUCCCAAGAAAAAUCUUGAAAUGGCAGAAUCUGAAGAUAGCUCAGCUUCACCAGACAGUACAACCAGGGAGCGAUUGAGUUUUAUUCACGGAGAAGAUGUUCUUCUUGGUCAAAAAGAUGGAAAAUUCUAUCUUGGAACAGUUGUGGAGGUGGACGUGGACAGAGAGAGUUGUCUUGUCAAAUUCCUUGAUAACACAUCUGCUUGGUCUUCUUUUAAGGAACUCACAAAAUUAACAUCAGAACCUGUUAUAACAUGUGUUCUCUGUAAAAAAUCAGAAACAAACAAGGAAGAUAGCAUUAUUUCUUGUGACAAAUGUGGGCGAGGUUAUCAUCAAUUUUGUCAUCAGCCACAAAUUCAAAUAGAAGAAACAUAUCCUGAUUCUCAUUGGAAAUGUAGAAAAUGUGAUGAUUGUCAAUCUAAAGAUACCAGAAAGUCUAUGGUAAAACCACAUAUUCGAAAAGUUUGUAGUGGUAGAGACCAACCUCUUCCUCCUCCAGAUAACAUUAAUAAGUUACCAUAUGAUCCUCUAAUGCUGACUUGGGAUUCACAUCACAGAGUGAAUGCAGAACAGAUAUAUUGUUACUGUGGGUUAAAUGGUGAAUGGUACACUAAAAUGUUGCAAUGCCAGCGAUGCAAGCAAUGGUUUCAUGAAAAAUGUAUUGGCUGUUUAUCCUACCCUCUUUAUAGUGGAGAUAGAUUUUAUGUUUUCAUUUGUUCAAUGUGCAAUUUUGGCAAGGAGUACAUACGAAGAUUAGAAAUUAAGUGGGUUGAUCUUGUGCAUUUGGUUUUGUAUAACUUGACUGUAUAUAAUGCAAAAAAAUAUUACGAUUUGGAUGAAGUUAUUGUACCGUACAUAAAUGAAAAUUGGGAAGAACUUCAGUUACCAGCAAGUAUACGUAACGAAACACCACAAGUACGAAGAGAUUCCAUACUAUCUAUAUUAUUGAAUCAUAGAAAUAGGUUUAAGUGCGGUAGAGAAAUUAAAAAGCGCACGACUAUUUGGGGUCUUCGAUUAAGAUUACCUCCACCUUGUCCAAUUAUCAACCUCCCAGAAACCGGUAUUAUUGACGAUGACAUAUUACGAGAAUGCUGGGGCAAAAAUAACAGGUUGCAAUUCAUAAGUGAUGGAUAUGAAUUACAAUACGACGAGUCGCAAUCGGAAUUAUCGCCAAACUUUGAAUCUAGCUUAAACACGUCAACGGACACGUCAUUUAAUACUACUAAUGAAGAAAUCCCUCUGAAAACUGAUCCCAAACAAAGUUAUGCAUCAGAUUCUCCUUUGAAAUUAUCAAAUCAGGCUCUAAGAGAUAGUAGUGAACAGAAAAAGGUAGUUGAAGAUAACGUAGUAGCAAUACGAGAAGAAGAAACGAAGGAAGAUAAAAGUACCGAGGCAAAUGCUUGCAGAUAUAGCGGCGGUGGCUUCGUUAAGAAAUCCGUUCCGUUCCCCAAGUUGUGCGUACAAAAACAACGACGUCGCCUUAUGAGACUCAACAGUACUCGAGAAAGACUUCUUCAUAAGCAAAAGAAAAAGCGUGAUAAGCUCACGACUGAUACAACAAUUAUUACCACUAGCAGCGGUGCGGUUAUUGCUAACGAUGUCACAAACGAUGAUGAAGGAUCGGGUAUGCGAGAAGCAAGGUAUCGCAAAGCCAGAAAAUUGCUCAAGAAUGCCAUUGCAAAAAGUAAGCUGCGCAGUCCUGAGGUAGCAGAUCUUCCGCCGACGCCACCGACAUCGGUUUCAUCUCCUCCUACACCGCCAGCCACUAUAUCAUCAGUAUCAUCGGAGCUGUCAGUCCCGAGCUCCGUCGAUUUGCAGCAACCGUCGACUACUUUGGCAGACACGUCUGGUGAUGAAACGACAAGUUCACGUGGAACUCUCGAUUUAUUUAUCCCACCACCCAAGGACUUCGAAGGAAAAAAUAAUCCGUUUCUAAACCUUAGCGAAUUACUUGGCGUUCCUCAGCCACAAAUACCUCAGCAGCCGCUUCCAUAUACACCGAUUACUCUGCCGCUGCCACUCACUCCUGUCAUAUCUCAGCCGCCAAUUGUAAGGCCUGCCAAAAGGCAAUUGAGCGAAAAAGACAUAAUAAUCGAUAGAAACGGGCAAGUCAAAAGACGACGACAGACUAGAAGAGGAAGACCCCCACAGCAGCAAACUCUUAAUGCGAAGUAUUCUCAGACGGCGAGUAAAACAGCAGCUAUAUUACCAGCACGCAACAAUGAAGUUAAAAAUCCUGAAUACGUUCGUAAUCUUCGUAGUUCAUUUGCUUCUUCAUCCAGCUCUGCGUUGGGCCAACAACAAAUCGGUAAUUACGUAGAUUAUGCUCUCAAUGGUCGUCGGUUACGCCAAAGACUUCCGAGCACUGAUAAACUAGUGGUAUCACCUCAAGAAUCUACGAAUGAUUCAUCAGCGCUGCCGCAGUCGGCUGCUUCUUCAGCUCCGUCAUCUGCUCAAUGUUCUCCAGUCAAACAAAGUGCUCCUGGAAUUUCUAUGGUUGAUCUCAAAUCAUCGGUGAAUAUGUACUUUGGCGCAGCGAAUCGAAUUGCGUCAGGUGAAAAAUUCAAAGUACGCGCCAAGCGAAGUGGCCCGUACGGUCAAACACAAUAUCUCAUCGAAUGGGAAGGAUCUAGCACGUGAAUGGUAUCAACAUGAAUGAUGAUACUUUUUAUUAUACCCUACAAAAUGUUGAGCAAUCUGCGAACACACGCAUUUUUUCGUAUGGCAAUGAAAUUGUUUUUGUAAAUGCGGUUCAAAAUUUUUUGUCUUUGUGCUUAUAAUUUUCGUUUUUUAUCAUUCUAUUUUAUUACAAAUUUUUGAUUUGAAACUGUUGGCAUAUGAAGUAAAGCAUUUUGGUACCUUAGCAAUGACUAAGUAACCAUUUUUUUUGUAUAUUACUCCCCUUUGUACCAUAAAUUAUCGCCUUCUAUAUUGUCUUUAACUUUUUAAAACGAAUGUUUUUGACAAUUCGAUAACUUUUUUGAGGGUAUAAAUACGCUAAAAUAAUGUUUUUAUUUUGCAAAUUAAACAAUAUAUGCUUCAAGAUUUCAAAUGUACUGUUACUCAUUCUCAUUCACCGCUGGUCGAUGAACAAUUCUAAAAUUAAAAUAAAACUUUAUCGAUAGUAAAAAUGAUUGGUUUUAAAAUAAAUAAUUUUAAUGAGUAAUACCGUCCUCAGCCAUCAUUAAAAAUUUCUAAAAAAAAAAAAUGCAUUGACAUAAAGGUACAAAAUAUCUUUGCAAAGGUACUCAAAAUGCUCUAAGACUGUAAGCAGAGAGAAAAUAUCCAAAACUAUUUUAAAUAUGAAAGUGACUUAACAAUAAGCCAGUUUAAACUUCAAAUCAACAAAUCCAUGCACAUGUAAACAAUUUACAGUAACAUUUUUGAAAACAAUAAUCAUCAACAAAAAUUGUUCCUAGUACUCGAAUUCUAUAGCUUGUGAAUAACAAAUUAAAUAAUUAUUUAAUAUAAAACUUGAACUUUUAUACAUUUUUCAAAAUAAUCAAGUAAUGCCAAUGACUUUUACUGUACAUUUAAGCACACUAAAAAGUUUUGCCGACGUAAAACGGACUGAAAAUUUAAUGAGAUAUUUGUUUAUCGUAAUAUAUACACUAUUUUUCGUAAUAGUUAAUCCUCAUAACGUGGGAUGACAUCGAAGAUUCAGAUAACGUGACAUUCUAUUGUACGUAUUUUAGAUAAACUACUAUAAUUAUAAGUUAUCAUUUAAUUUUAAGUUUUUCAUUAAUAUUUCAUAAGGAUUGCUUCAUUCUAUAAAGAUUUUACGUCAUACAUUUAAUCUUUCUCGAGACUUCAAUCACUGCCGUAAAAAUACUUCAUUAAGGUGAUCUUAAAGCUACGUAUCUAAUGUGGUUAGAUCUAGUAAAAAUAUUGAAAUAGGAAACUAAAUUUCUAAUGUUCUGAACACUGCCAAACUCAAAUGCGUAAUGCCCUAUCAAAGUGUUCAUGCACCAAUUAAGAAUUUCAUGGUUUAUUCCUUUUCAUUUGAGUAUUUAUAAUUAUUUUAGGUAAUCUUAUUUAUAUAACUUAAGCUUGGCGCGUUUUAUCUAUUAAAUAAAAACUAAAUUUUAAUUGAAAAAAUAAGAAAAUGUUUGGCCUUUGCCAAUUUUUGUACAGCAAUUUUAUAAUUUUGUCUAUUUUAUAUACAUUGACCAAAGUUAAUAAUCUGAUUCGAUAAGAAAAUUCUUGAAAAACCUAAAAUAUUUCAAAUCCUGCGUUUGAAAAUUGAAAUGAAAAAAAAAUUACUGUCGAAAAUAACUAUGUUCGAUGAUACGUCAAUUCUAUGUAUUCCACAAAAACUUACACAGAAUUAAAGUAUACUUUAACUCAGUUCUCUAUGUAUGCUAAUAUAAAAGUAUUUUUACACUUCAGGAUUUAGAGAAUCUAGUAAAGUAUUCUGUAAAGAUUUAUUGGAAAUUCCUUGGUAUUGGAUAAUUUUUAAAAUGUUUAUGAUAGAAUAGAUUUUAUAGAUUUCGAGACUAAUUGUUUGUAUUAAAAAAAAUCCAAAGCCUUUAGGUAUGAAAUUAUGUCGUAAAUCCAAAAAAUUGACAUUUUUAUAGAAUUAUACUGUUUUGAAUUAUAGUCUUUAUGGAAUAUUAUUAAGUGUCUUUGGUAUUGCUAAUUUGAAAUUUGCUAAAAAAUUAUUGGCAAGGGUACAUCUCACACUAUUCAAUCUAAAAAAUGGAUAUCCAUUAAUGCAGAUAUAAAUUAAAAUUUAGUUGAGUAAUAUUUACUGCCAGUAUCGCAUGUACAUAUUUUUUUAAGUAUGUAACG